AUGCCAAAGACAUCCAAUAAUGAUCCAGCUCUUAUUCCAGAAAAUGUAUCUUCUAAUCAAUUAUCAUAUUUUGUUGAAUUAGGACCAUGUCAACCUAAUCCUUUAGAAUUAGAAGAUAAAGUAUUUCCAAAAACUUUUGAAAAAAAUGGUAAAUUUCGCUCAUUUCAUGCAAGUUAUUAUUACAAAACAGUACUAAAUCAAGCUCCUUGUAAACGCUGGUGGUUGUCUUAUUCUCUUUCAAAAAAUAAAAUAUUCUGUAUUUCAUGCAAGUUGUUUGGGUUGCCAAAGGCAAAGAAAACUAAUAUUGUUUCAAAUGGUUCUGGAGAUUGGAAAAAUAUUAGUAGAAUUAUAGAAAACCAUGAAAUACUCCCAGAUCAUUUGCAUUCUGAAAUUAGUAGGAGCCUCUUCUCAAAAAACCUUAGAUUAGAUUUAAAGCUACCCUUGGUGCUUUCUGCGAAUCGGCAAGUAGCUGAAAAUCGGCAAGUAGUUAAAAUCAUUAUUGAUGCAAUUAUAUAUACAGCACGGCAAAACAUAGCUUUGAGGGGCCAUGAUGAAAGUAGAAAAUCACUUAAUAAAGGAAUUUUUUUGGAAUUAGUUGAUUUAUUAGCAAACUACCAUGCACCAUUACAAAUGAUGUACUAA
Macrosiphum euphorbiae (potato aphid) is the source of this 642-nucleotide messenger RNA. The record is from the annotation of a GenBank genome assembly. Lineage: Eukaryota; Metazoa; Arthropoda; Insecta; Hemiptera; Aphididae.